Dibothriocephalus latus is the source of this 606-nucleotide messenger RNA. Lineage: Eukaryota; Metazoa; Platyhelminthes; Cestoda; Diphyllobothriidea; Diphyllobothriidae. The record is from the annotation of a GenBank genome assembly.
AUGCGGACUGCACAACUCAAUCGAAAUCAGACUCUUGGUAUUGGGAGCUGCAAUGUGCGAACGUCCCGGGCCCCUGGUACCCAAAGCCUGACGGUGCACAACCUCUAUCAGUACAACGUAGAUGUCUGCUGCCUGUCCGACUUCCUGACUCAGGGGAUAAUUAUUUCUGGAGUUAACUCUCAUUUCGCCUUAUACCACAGUGGCCCACACGACUCCUCCGGCAAACAUGGUGUGGCAAUUGCCCUCUCGCAAAAGGCGAGCCGUGCACUACUUGCCUGGAGACCAGUCACUGAACGCAUGGUUUAUGUGCGAUUGAAGGGUCACUUCACAAACAUAUCUGUCGUGCACCGCAACAAACGUUUGCUAACCUGGUACUCCAACGACGGCCAUACGGCCAGUGAAAUUGACUACAUUUUAGUCAACUCAAGAUUCCGCAGAUGGGUUCAUGAUAGUAGGUCGUUGCGUGGUGCCGAGACUGGCAAUGCCCAUGGAUCUGACCACGUUCUUGCUCCCCCACGCCUGAAAGCUCACCUCUCAUCUGCGCCCAAAAUGUCACGCGUUAGACGCCUUGAUGUUGCCAAAAUUCGGCAAACCAACACCGCUUAG